AAACAAAGUAGUGGGAGAACUAACUAAAAAAGUCUAAAACCCUGAAAAACCCCAAAAGCAUCAAUGGCGGACUGCUUCCCAUGAAAUGGAAUCUGUUGGUUGCGUCGUCUUCUAUUUCCCUCUUUACAGAUCCAAAUAAUGACGAUGUUCGCCGCGAGAAGCCUUCGAAGACAAUCCCUCAAGGCCCUCUCUUCUCUCUGUCUCCUCAAUCCCUCCACCAAGAAUGCUAUGGUUGUUAGAAAUGCUUGGCCGAAAUUGGGGGCGGCCGGCGUUGUUGUUGAAGACAGCAUUUCGGGGAAAGAUUUAGUAUUUGCGUCAUCGGAGAGGUGGAAUGGGUUAAACGGGGUUCGUGGAUUCUCAGGCAAGAGUAUGAGGAGCAGAGUGGAGCACCGGAUGAGGCACGAAUCCGGCAAAACUUUGAGAGAAACUAGGAGGGCCAAGAAAUUGAAAAAGACGCUGAUGACUACCGAGGAACGCCUCGUCUACGAUCUUAGAAGAGUACGUUAAUUCUGCUAUGUUGUGACUCGACUAGUCUAAUUUUGCAUAUGUAUAUUCAAACUUCGGUUUAGUUCUUAACUUACUUAUCUACACAUCAAUCCGAAGAGAGUCGUUUACACUCAGUGAGUAGGAAUUGUGGUCCUGUUUCCCAGUACCUUGAGUCGGGGAGCCCCCCCUUGGGACUAUAUGAAUGACUCGUACGACAUCCUAGGAACCUGAAUUUCUAUAUGAAAUGUGGCUUUGACCUAACAGGUUACCCAAUCUAAUGAGAAAAGGUUCGAAAGGCGCCGAUGAAUUCUGAUUUUCUGCUUCUCGGAGGCACUGCAUUAGUAAAAAGAUGAUUGCUUUUCCCGUUUGCCUUGGUUGUUUCUUGUUGCGGGCCUUGUAUUGUGUUUGUGGAUUUUUAUGCUUUUGAUUAAAGUUGAAUAUAUUGACAUUUCAUAUAUCUGUGUGCUGGUCAUUUGAGCUUAAGAAUAGGGUUUUGAUUCAACUGGAAGAUAAGAGGAUGCAAAGGAAUCACUAUAAUGUAUUAGAUAUGAAGUUGACAUUGAAUAAAACUUGGAUAAGAGUAUAGAGGAUAAAUACAUCAAUUUUUUACUUCCUGAAGACCUAACAGAUCUUAUUCAUUGAUGAAAUUGCUUUGGAACUCUGUCCUUUCUUUUGGUGCUAUUUACUUUCUUAUUUUCCUUCUGAAAAUGUGCAUGUCAUUUUUCAGCAAUUUCCUGGUCGCGUGUUGCCACUUUGGUGAUGAUUAGCUGGCUUAGCAUUUAUCAUUCCCAAACAGCAGAUUUUGAUCUAUAGGCUGAUUUUCUCUUUUAAUUAUUCUUUCUCUUCUAGAAAGGAUGUUAGUUAAUUUGUUUUCUAUCUGCUUUGGACUAGCACAGGCCAAGAAAAAAGUCGCAUUACUUCUACAGAAGCUAAAAAAAUACGAGCUUCCUGAGCUACCAUCUCCAAAGCAUGACCCUGAGCUGCUAACUCCUGAGCAACUGCAGGCUUAUAAGAAGAUUGGCUACAAAAAUAGAAAUUAUGUCCCUGUUGGUGUUCGUGGGGUCUUUGGAGGAGUUGUACAAAAUAUGCACCUCCAUUGGAAGUUCCAUGAAACAGUACAAGUUUGUUGUGAUAACUUCCCCAAGGAAAAAAUCAGGGAAAUGGCAAGCAUGCUGGCAAGAUUGAGUGGUGGUAUAGUGGUCAAUAUACAUGAUGUGAAAACCAUCAUAAUGUUUCGUGGCAGAAAUUAUCGACAGCCAAAGAAUUUGAUACCGAUCAAUACUCUCACAAAACGGAAGGCGUUAUUCAAAGCUCGAUUUGAGCAAGCACUUGAAUCUCAGAAAUUAAAUAUAAAGAAAAAAGAGCAGGAGCUCCGUAGGAUGGGAAUAAGUCCUGAUGAUCCUGUGGCAAUGGCUAGCAUUCGAAAAACAGCUUCUAUUUUCUUCAAUGCAAUUGACCAGAGAGAAGGUAGCCCUUAUGCCCCCCGGAAGGACAAAGAGGCCGAGCUUGAAUCAAGUACUGGGCUAGAACAAACAAAUCCUGCUGAAGACAGUGACCAGGAGGACCUCGACAAAUUUAUUGCUGAGAUAGAAGAUGCAGCAGAUAAGGAAUGGGCUGCAGAGGAAGCAGCAGAGAAAGAAGAGUUUGGAAGACUCAGGUACUGGAACCGGGAACAGUUAGGUGAUAGAUUCAGAAGAUCUGAACAGAUUGGGGAUGAAGAUGAAGAAUCUGAUGAUAACAUCAGCAGAAGGUCAAGGAAAUGGAAUAAUGCAAAACACAGAAGACAUAGGAUGAAUGCUUCUGAAGAUGAAGAUGGGGAUGGUACUGAGGAUAAUGAAGUUUGGGAUUCCAAUGAUAAUGGUGCAAGUGAGCAUGAGACUGAUGUUGAUGAGUUCAAGUUCAGUACGGUUCGUGGAAGACCUUUGGUGCAUAAUGCAUCUAGAUUGAAACGGGAUAACCCUGUGAAAACCAGUAGGAGUGUCAGCUUCAAAAGCAAUAAGCCCUCUAGAUUAAAUUUAAAAGGGACCAAUGAAGAUUCCUUUUCAGAAGAUAUGUUGAGUGAUCUGGAAGAUGUCAUGUAUGAGUCAGAUGAUGUGGAAGAGGAGAAUGAUGUAGAACCAGCUAGACUGCGUGAUUAUGAUUACAGGAAUAAUUGUAGUGAGGAUAGCUACCAUCAUGACAGGAACGAGGAGGAAAAACCUGAGGUAGUGAAAGGAAGCCGUAAGGUGGGUGGAAAUGGAGGAAAGUUGAAUAACCCUAGAGAUUUGGAUGAAACUUGGGACAGUGAUUAGUUAUAUUGCAGUGAUGUCUUAUUGUUUGUAAGAUCAUUUGACAUUGGGAAAGAAAAGUAUGCUGAUACAGAGGGUUAGAAUGGAUGAAAGUGUAGGUGUCUCUGUAUUGGCAAAUUAAGUUGUUGGUCAAAAUGUUCAGGGACUGGCUGAGAACAAUGUAGAGGGUUAUCUCAUCAUUGAAAUGGGUAAAUCGCAUUUGCACGAGGAUAUCUCAUCUACAAGAACAGUUUGCUCAUUUUUAGGCAGGUUAAUUAGCAUCGUUAUCUUUAUCUCUUUCGAUUAAAUUUGCCUGCCUCUGCACAUUGGGUUAACAGCAAAAAUCAUUUCCAAAAUGAAGUCUGUACAGAAGAUGAAUACCGUUGCUAUCAACUUUUACAAGUUGUUUGGACGUUCCAGUCCCAAAGAACUCAACGAGAUGAGAAGUUAGGCCUCUGGCUGAGGUUUUCUUUAGUUAUCCCUGUCAUGUACCAUCUCAAUGACGAAGGACAAUCUUUUCCUUCCCCAAUUUUCGACUGCUGCUCUGCCCUUUCUGGCAUGCUAAAUACAGUAUCCUUUAUGCCUUGCAAAAAAAUAAAAAAUAAAAAAAAUACUAGUUUGCUGAUUGACACUGCCUUGGAUUUUGUAAGUUUAUACUUCGUCCAUGUCGAUUUUUAUUUUUAAUACAAAUUACUCUAAAAGUGGAA
Oldenlandia corymbosa var. corymbosa is the source of this 3460-nucleotide messenger RNA. The record is from the annotation of a GenBank genome assembly. NCBI's taxonomy places the organism in Eukaryota, Viridiplantae, Streptophyta, Magnoliopsida, Gentianales, Rubiaceae.